Ectocarpus siliculosus is the source of this 4578-nucleotide messenger RNA. The record is from the annotation of a GenBank genome assembly. NCBI's taxonomy places the organism in Eukaryota, Phaeophyceae, Ectocarpales, Ectocarpaceae.
AUGGAACUACCCGGGGUACUCGUGAGAACACCGUGCGAUACGGCGGAGCCCCCGCGUCGAAAUCUCCACGGCGACCGCCGUGAGCGGUACCGUCCGGAAGGAGGCCGCGAGUGCUACCGUUGCUCCCCGCUUCAGGGCGAUGCGGCAGUGGCAGCAGAAGACGACGGCGGGGAACGAUUGGUCCGUGUGCACGAUCUUCCCCCCGGAGAAAAAAGAAAAGAAAAAAAGAACAAGCUUCGGGCCGACGGGGAACGCGGAGGGCGGCGUAGAGAAGGGGGUUCGUCCGUUAGGGGUACCGCCACCGCCGUCGCCCCCCCCGAGGGCGGGGCCGUGGAGCUAACAGCAGGCGAAGCGGGGCCGGUCAAGCGCGGAGGGGGAGGAGCGGCCGGCAUCGGCGCGGCGCUGCUGGGCGCGGUGCUGUCCGGCCUUGCUGCGUUAGCCGCGGGCGGCGCAGGGGACGACGACGCGCUGUCGGAGAGCGUGUUCUUGGGUGUCGGUGGCGCAGGCUCCGGCGACGGGGGCGAUUUUGAAGCUGCCGUUCAUGGGGAUGCCGCCGGUGGCGGGCUCAUUCGAGGCAGCGGCGGCGGCGGUGGUGGCGCUGUUUACGGGAGCGGGCGGUCGGCGGCGGCCAGGAAGAGAAGGGAGAUGGACCCUGCGAACAGGAGAGAGACAGGAGACGAACCCCGUUCGGCAGUCACUGGGCGCAAAGGCCUAGCAUUCGGAGGAGCGGGCGACGCUGAUGGUCCGGGGGCUCGGCCUCCGUCUACCGAGCCCCCUGGUGGUGGUGCUAGUGGAACCGCUGGUAGCGUCCCGGACGCUGGAAACGAAUGGGACGCCCACACAACGGCGAUGACGUUUCCCGAGCUGGGCGGAGGGGUGCCUGCCGUCGCGCGCAGGCUUCAGGCAGACACAACGGACGCACCAGCCCCCACGCCGGAUGCCUCUGUACCGUCCACUCCUGCGCCGAUGACGGACCCGACUCCUGCUCCAGUGACGCCCCCGACUGAGGCGCCGGUGACUGCUGAGCCCAUCACGACCCCCCCCGUGACGACGCCCCCUGUCGCUGCCACACCUGUACCUGCAACGGUCACCCCAACCACCGUCACUCAGGCGCCGGUGACUGCUGAGCCCAUCACGACCCCCCCGGUGACGACGCCCCCUGUCGCUACCACACCUGCACCUGCAACGGUCACCCCAACCACCGUCACUCAGGCGCCGGUGACUGCUGAGCCCAUCACGACCCCCCCGGUAACGACGCCCCCUGUCGCUACCACACCUGCACCUGCAACGGUCACCCCAACCACCGUCACUCAGGCGCCGGUGACUGCUGAGCCCAUCACGACCCCCCCGGUAACGACGCCCCCUGUCGCUACCACACCUGCACCUGCAACGGUCACCCCAACCGCCGUCACUCUGCCACCGGUGACUGGUGCGCCCAUGAUCCCGCCGUCGACGGCACCUGCUACAGAGACCCCUGCCCCGGCGCCCGCGGAGGUGGUAACAAUUUCCCCCACGGCAUCCACGCCGCCUCCGACAACGACCCCUCCUGCGAUCUCUACUCCACAUCCGAGCGUCGACACCCUGCCGCCAGCAGUCGGAACUCCGGGGCCGACCGAAUCGGUACGGAGUAUCGGCUCCGCGGCGCCUGCUGCGACCGUAGAACCGUCGGCUACCGCCGACCCCCUCCCGGGGAUCGGAACGCCCGAGCCGAGUGUGACCGGGACAGCAGGAGGCGGCACCAGCGUGGCACCAGCCCUGUUGACGUGGAACCGCUACCGACCCCAACGUUAUUCCCCCCUACCAGCGGGCGAGACACAUUCCCCAGGCACGACUGUGAGCCCUGUUGACGUGGAACCGCUACCCACCCCAACGUUAUCCCCCCUUCCAGCCGGCGAGACACAUUCCCCAGGCACGACUGUGAGCCCCGUUGACGUGGAACUCCUACCGACCCCAACGUUAUCCCCGCUCCCAGCAGGCGAGACGCAUUCCCCAGGCGCGACUGUGAGCCCUGUUAACGUGGAACCGCUACCCACCCCAACGUUAUCCCCGCUCCCAGCAGGCGAGACACAUUCCCCGGGCGCGACUGUGAGCCCCGUUGCCGUGGAACCGCUACCCACCCCAACGUUAUCCCCGCUCCCAGCAGGCGAGACGCAUUCCCCAGGCGCGACUGUGAGCCCCGUUGCCGUGGAACCGCUACCGACCCCAACGUUAUCCCCCCUACCGGCAGGCGAGACGCAUUCCCCAGGCGCGACUGUGAGCCCCGUUGCCGUGGAACCGCUACCCACCCCAACGUUAUCCCCGCUUGCCGCCGGCGAGACACAUUCCCCGGCCACGACGCUGGCGCCCGCGAGCCCCAUCGCCCAGGAUCCCCUACAGACCUCCUCAACAUUAUCCCCCCUUGCCGCCGGCGAGACGCAUUCCCCGGCCACGACGCUGGCGCCCGCGAACCCCAUCGCCCAGGAUCCCGUACCCACCUCAACGCUUCCCCCCCUCCCGGCAGGCGAGACGCAUUCCCCGGCCACGACUGUGGCUCCCGCGAGCCCCAUCGCCCAGGAUCCCCUACAGACCUCCUCAACAUUAUCCCCCCUUGCCGCCGGAGAGACGCAUUCCCCGGCCACGACGCUGGCGCCCGUGGCCGGCGGCACGCCUGGUGUGAACACCACGGAGCCCGUGGGGACGCCUUCACCUGACGCUACGGGGGGCCCUGCGGAGCCGACGCCGCUGGUAGCCGCUUCCACGACGACGGGGGCGACUACCACCACCGCCACCGGCGCCACGACCACCGCUACGGGCACCGGCGCAACAAGCGGAGCUACGACGGGGGCGGGCACCACCGGUGGCACCGGGGGCACCACCGGUGGCACCGGGGGCACCACCAUCGUUGACAAUGCGGGGGUCCGGCAGGCCACCGGUAACGCGAAUACAGGUCAGUCCGGCGGCGGCGGCGGCGGGACCGAGGCGACGAGCACUGCGCAGGAGACGGCGACUGAUGCGGUUUCGACCGAUCCCGGGACGGUGUCCUCGCGUUCCCCUUCGGCGACGCUGGGGUUGCUGAUGAUAUUCCAGAUCCAGUUCCUGAGCUCGCUGAGGCUGCUGGAAGCGAACAUCACCGCGCCUUUCCGGCGCAUGCUGGACCAGCUCAAAUGGCUUAACCUGCAUUUCGACGUGGACUUCGUCGGCUUCGCUGGCUGCGACGACGAGGACUCAUUCACCUGGACAGAAGAUGACAACGGUAUGUGGGCGUUCAACACCUUUGCGGUCUUCGGGUUCAUGGCGCUCCUCAUCUUGUGCCACAUCCUGCUGCUUUCCUACAUCGAGGCGUCUUGGUUGUCUCAGGCACAACUCGGUGUGGAUAUACUUCCCCCACGUGGAGCUGGUUUUCCUGCUCUUCGCCUACCAGGGAGCGUCAACCUCCGAGGCUCGCAUGAUCAACAGCGGCUGCUUGCCUCUGGUGGUGCUGGGGGCGUGUGCGCUGUUUUGCCGUCGGUGAGACAUGGCCUCGUGCGUCGGAUGGUACGCCGUAAGUUCAUUUUCCCCAUCUUCCUCAUGUUCUACGUCGGGAGGAUCGUGUGGAGUCGAGUCAAGCCCCAGGAGGGGCCGGUGACCUUCACCAAGGGCCUCGCGCCGGAGGAGGGGCGCAAGAGGUGCUGGUGUGUCUCUCUCUGCAGGGGGUUCCGUGACGGUUGGAGGAACGGGCAUUCGAUCUUCGAGUGGGCGGACAAGGGUGCCUGGGUGAGUCUCAAGGAUGAGAAGGUGGACCUGGAGAGCAGGAAGUUCCGCAUCGGGUUCGAGCCGCUGUUCGUGGACUUCACCAAGGAGGGUGCGGUGUAUAUUAUCUUCCUGCUCUUCAAGUGGUUCGCCCUCGGGAUCAUCGCAGGGCUCGUGACGAACGGGACUGUACAGACGGCUUCGCUGGCCGUCAUCUACCUGGUCGACAUCGCGCUCCUGUGUAAGCUGCGCCCCUUCUCCAACUCCGUGGUGCAGUGGGUGGAGACGGUGCUGGUGACUGCCGAUGCGUUAACCCUAGGGAUGAUGGUGUGGGCAUCCGUCCUCGAUCCGGACAUGGAUGCGGACAAGAGGAAGCUUGACGGCAUCUACGCUGGCUGCAUGCUCAUACAGACACUUGGGAUCUUCUUGCUGACCAUCCCCAUUUACGCAGACACCUUCAUCGUCAUCUUCUUCCAGAUCCGCCACAAGGCCUCCAAGCUCUGGCGCGGGGAACGUACCCCAAGAGAACAGAAAAGCGACAUCAAGGGCAGCUGGGGCGAGUCGUGCGGCAUCUUCUGCGUCCUAGUGAGGGAGAACUUCAUUGGCUGUGUGAAGGAGUCUGUGCACGGCCCUAGGCGAAAACCGCGGUCGUCGUUUACGCUGGCCGUGUCGGACCGCCUGCCCGGCAUAAAGGAAGAGGAGAAACGAGACCCCGAAGCUGCUGAGGGGAUCAUCGGGAGAAAACCGGUCCGGACGAGCAAGUUUCCAAUCGUCAAGCACGGCCGUGGGGGAAGCGGCGACGUGGAGACGGGUGCUCUUGUGGCUUUUGUUACCAGGUUGAGGGCUUCACGGUUAUCGUUUUGUCUUUGA